Molecule: messenger RNA, 2936 nt
Organism: Eimeria tenella
Lineage: Eukaryota; Apicomplexa; Conoidasida; Eucoccidiorida; Eimeriidae
Exons: 6
Biological process (GO): regulation of DNA-templated transcription
Molecular function (GO): DNA-binding transcription factor activity
Source: RefSeq, a predicted model, not a curated record
GGGUUUGCUUCGACCGCAAGGGUUUGUACUGGAUCAGUCAGUGGCACGCGCGGCAGAAGAAACACCGCGAGUGGUUUCCAGUCAAACGAUUAGGGUUUAGGAGGGCCUGGAGGUUGGCGGUUUGCAUCCGCAGAGACGCGGAAAAGGUGGAAGAAGAACCCACCAACUACCCCUUCAUCCCCGAGCUGGAGGAGGUGUUGGGUGUGACAUACCAGCGGAACGAGCACGGGCGGUGCUGGGUGGCUUAUUACCUGGAGUCAGUGGGUUGUUCCAGCAGCAGCAGCAGCAGCAGCAGCAGCAGCAGCAGCAGCAGCAGGUACCGCGUGGGCAUUCGCCACUUUCCCGUGGGCGAAGACGGCUUCGAAGCAGCAAGACAAAAAGCUGUUUCUCUUGUCCGUUCUUCUCCCCUUCCUUUAUCUCUUUUUCAAGUUUUCGACAGAGACCUCGUCGAUCGUUUUGCUGCUGCAGGAGCAGCAGCAGCAGCAACGGCAGCAGCUGCAGCAGCGCCUCCAGCAGCAGCAGCAGCAGCGCCGGCAGACCAGGGGGACCUCGCUCCGCCGCUCCUGGGGCCCCGCAGAGGGGCAUCCCCUGGGGGGGCCCCCGGGGGGGCCCCCGUGGGCCCGGGGGGCCCCCCUGUGGGGCCCCACAGGGUACAGGGGCCCCUCGGGGGGGCCCCCGUGAGGGUUGCAAACACUUUUGCUUCAAUGGCCCCUUCUGCUUCUCCUGCAGCACAACUUGCUGCAAUGGAGCGGCGGCUGCAGCUGCUGCUGCAGGGAGUUGAUGCUGCUGUUGCUUGGGCUGUUGCUGCUGAGGAGUUGGGGAAGCACCAGAGCAAGAGCAGCGCUGCUGCUGCUGCUGCUGCUGCUGCAGGCGGCGGCAAGGAAGCAGCAGCCAGCCCUGCAGCAACGCAGGAGCGAGCCCAUGCUGCAGCUGCAGGGAAAGAUGAUGCCGCCUCCAGGGCCCUUAUGGAGCGGCGGCCGCGUGCUGCAGCAGGCGCAGCAGAUGCUGCUGCCGGGGAUCCAGUGACCCCCGCAGCAGCAGCAGCAGCAGCAGCAGCAGGGGGGGAGUCGGAGCGGGGGGAGGAGGAGUGUGGGGCGGAGGGGGAGGAGUUGGGAGACGAUCCCGGAGGCGAUCCCGAUCCCGGAGACGAUCCCGGGGGAAGAGAACUUCCAAAAAUCGGAGGAGUUUAUUAUAAAAGAGAUGGAAAUUAUAAAGCCUGGGCUGCCAGCUGGCACAUCAAGGGCAAACGCGUUCGCCGCUACUUCACCGUCAAAAAGCACGGAUUCAGGGAUUAUAAAGCCUGGGCCGCCAGCUGGCACAUCAAGGGCAAACGCGUUCGCCGCUACUUCACCGUCAAAAAGCACGGAUUCAGGAACGCUUAUCUGCAAGCAGUGAGGGCGAGGAAGGAGGCGGAGCAGCAAGACGGGAUUUGUGUGAAGCAGAGACACCAACAGCAGCAGCAGCUGCAGCAGCAGCAGCAGCAGGUUUUUUCCGAGAGCUUUGGCAAGUCUUACUCCAAGACACAGCAGCAGCAACAGCAGCAGGAGCUGCUGCUGCUGCUGCAGCCGCGACAACAGCCCCACCAGCAGCAGCAGCAUCAGGGACCCUUGCUGGCGCAGCUGCAGCAGCAGCAGCAGCAGCAGCAAGCAGCAGCAUCGCUUUCUACAGAUUGCAGUUUGGGAGACACGGCGCAUGCAGAUGCGCGUAGUGAUGAGGGAUAUUCUUUUUCAGCAGCAGCAGCAGCAGCAACGGGUUCUACUGUUGCUGCUGCUGCUGCUGCAGCCGCCGAGCCUGCUCGCAUUCUGGCCCCUCCUCUGUGUGCUGCCCGCGCAGCAGUUGCUGCUGCCGCAAGAGCGGACAGCAGCAGCAGCAGCAACAGCAGCAGCAGCAACAGCAGCAGCUUCUGCAACAGCAGCAGCAGCAGCAGCAGCGAGGGCAUGAUAGACUGGCGCGUGGCGAGUCCGCUGCAGCGAGCGGCUUGGGCACUGGGGUGGCAGGUGGAAGAUUUGCUGCUGCUGGUGCAGCAGCAGCAGCAGCAAGGAGGGCAGCUGCCGCAGCACGUGGAGCUCGCGCUCACUAGGGAGGCGCUGCAUGCGCUGCUGCUCGACCUGCAUGCACAUGUUGCUGCGCUGACGGGAAUGGAUUGCUGCUGCUGCUUCUCGCCAUCUGCUGCAGUGUCUGUACACCAGCAGAACGCGCUGCUCCAGCUGUUCGUGCUGGGCCGCGUGCUGCAGCAAGUCUCCCGCUGCUGCUGCUUGGAGCAGCUGGAGGGGCUGCCGCAGCUGUUUGCUGCUUCUUUUGCUGCUGGUUUGCUGCCGCGGCAGCUGCCGCUGCAGCAAGUUCGCCAGCUGCUGUUUGCACUUUGCUGCAGCUCUCUCUUCUGGCUUCCCAGGGAAAUGUACUUGCCGCAGUUGCUGCUGCUGCAUGCAGACAGCGACCGCAAACGCGCCCUCAAACGCAGCAGCAGCAGCAGCGGCAGCAGCAGCAGCGAGGGCCGCGGGGAGGGAGCGGACCGCAGAGCGAGCGACGCAGCCAAACAAGAAGCUGCGGCAGCUGCAGCAGCAGCAGCAGCAGCAGCAGCAAGGUGGCAGGACUCUUGGCGCGAGCAGCAGCAGGCGGAAGAGCAAGAGACCGAGCUGCAGGACCAGCAGCAACAGCAGCAGCAGCAACAGCAGCAGCAGCAGCUGCUGCUGGAGUGCAGCGUGAAAGCUGAAAUAGAAACAGCUUUAAAGAGCAAACAAAGGGGCCCCACAGCUUCUCCCACUUCUGCUGAAAUUGUGGCUUACGUGAUGGCGAAGGAGAGACAAGGAGCUGGAGGCCGCGCUGCAGCAGCAGCAGCAGCAGCAGCAGCAGCGGCAGCGGCAGAAGCAGCAGCAGCAGACGCAGCAGUGGAGCCCCUCAUCGCAGCAGCACACCGACACAGACACCACCAGUGA